AUGGCUGAGCUAAGAAAGAGGUCCCUUGCCGAUAUGCAGGCUGCCAAGUUCAUCAAGAAACAUAAAAAGACAAACAAGAACCCCGUGAUCGAUGGAAUAUCGAACUGUGUGGUACGUGUUCCAGUGUCACUGUACGUUUCUCUAGCCCCGGUGUAUGCGGAGAGCCCUCUGCAGGGCAUCAUGAAGCAGCAUUUGAACCCAAUGGUAAUGAAGUACAACAGCAAAGUCAAUGGCGUGGUAUUAGGCUACAAGGAUCUAACGAUACUGGAUGCAUGCCCCCUAGAAGAUAAGUCUGAGGCCGAUGGAAAGCUGAUCAAGUUGACUGCUGACACCCCUUUCGGGUUCACAUGGUGCCAAGUGGUUCUUUACGUAUGGCAGCCUCAGAUCGGCGACGUGCUUGAAGGUUGGGUCUUCAUUCAGUCUGCUUCGCACAUCGGUCUACUGAUCCACGAUACAUUCAAUGCCAGUAUCAAGAAAAAUCAUAUUCCUGCCGACUGGACUUUUGUUCACGAGGAAGAAGAAGUGCACGAGGGUUCCGAUUCACAAAGCCGAGAUGAAGCUGAUGAGAAGAAUGGCGAGGCGUCACAAUUCACAAGGCGCUCUAUGGACCACUGGGUCGACUCCGACGGUGAAAAAGUCGACGGGAAACUGAAGUUCGUGGUGAGAAACGUAUACACCACCGGAAGAGUCAUCUCCGUCGAGGGAAGCUUAGUACUAGAUGGCAACCAUGACAAAGAACGCUCUCAAGCCGAAAGCCUGCCAGUGGUCUCCAACAGGAAGAUAGUAUUUGACGAUGAAGUGUCGGCUGAAAACAGAGAAAGUCAUAAAGAGCUGGAGCUUCCGGAGAUGAAGGAGGACAAUGGUGAAGAGAUCAUCUACGAGGAGAACUCGGACAGCGACGAGGAUUCUAGUAGUAGCGAAUGA
Molecule: messenger RNA, 924 nt
Organism: Torulaspora globosa
Lineage: Eukaryota; Fungi; Ascomycota; Saccharomycetes; Saccharomycetales; Saccharomycetaceae
Gene: RPA43
Product: DNA-directed RNA polymerase I subunit RPA43
Exons: 1
Coding region: 1-924 (307 amino acids)
Biological process (GO): DNA-templated transcription initiation; DNA-templated transcription
Cellular component (GO): RNA polymerase I complex
Source: RefSeq, a predicted model, not a curated record